GGAGCCGGGGCCUGCAGCGGAGCCGCGCCGAGCCCGAGCCCCGGCCGAGCCCUGACACCUUCCGUCCGCCGCCUGGCUCCCCGGGGGAGUCCGGACUGGCCGGAGCCCGAGCAGCGGCGGCUCGGGGAGCCCCACGCGCCGGCGGGAGCGGAGCAGACGCGAACGGGACGAGAGGAGGCGCGGCCGCCUCAGGGACGCGCGUCCGGAGCCGCGGCCUCCCGGCCCCGGCUGCCCAAGCCAGCUCCGGGAGAGCGGGGGAGCAAGCAAACCCCACCCUCGGGGGCGCCCCGGGAGCGGAGGUGGGAGGGGAGCGGGAGAAGACCGUUCGCGCGCAGGAGAGGGACCGAGGAGACCACGCUAGGGGGUGAGUCUCUCCUUCCUAGAGGCGAGGAGGAUCCCCGCACCGGCCCGGGAAUGGAGCCCCCAAAGUAGAGGGGUGAUCCUUACCGUGGAAGCGAGUGAGCAGCCCCGCGUGCCUCCACUCCUGCAAACACACUCUCCGCAGUUCUGGACUUUUGGGGGACGGAGAGAAGGGGGUAUGCCUCUGGAGUAGGCACCCUGCCGCCCAGCCCGUGCUCACGGGGGCGAGGACUGCUCACGUUCAGAAGCAGAGGACACCCCAGGGAGAGAAGACGACUCGGCUUCCAGCCUUCCAGGAGAGGGGAAGAAGUCCCCCCAACUUCCCUGUACCCAGACGGUGGAACAGGGCAGAGCCCCUCCGCUCCGAUCUCCAGCCGACAGAAAGAGCCCUCCACUCCCGACAGAUUCAGUUUGGGGGAGAGGGGGACUCCCCCAAGGGGGAGGAGACAACUCCGGGUUGGACGAGGCUCCUCCCCUCCUCCCCGGGGUCGCCGGCCGAGUGUGGGGGGUGUGCCACCUUCCCCAGGUGGGACCUCCUUCUCCUCCCCCUCGCCCUCCCUCCCCUCCUCAUCCUCGGGGGACCCAGUUCCCCUCCCCAGCUUGGGAGGCUCAGCCAAAAACGGGAAGAGCCACUGAGGAUGAGGCUCUGCAUCUGCCUUUGAAGAGAGGGGUCCCUCCAACCCCAGACUCCAGUACCACGUGGUCCCCGCCCUCUGCUGCGGCUGACGUGGAGACAGAAUCCAAAAAUACCAUGGCUUCUGACCUAGAGAGCAGCCUCACCUCCAUAGACUGGCUUCCCCAGCUGACCCUCCGGGCCACCAUCGAGAAGCUGGGAAGUGCCUCCCAGGCUGGGCCUCCUGGUGGGAGCCGCAAAUGUCCACCAGGCUCUCCCACAGAUCCGAAUGCCACCCUGAGCAAAGACGAGGCUGCCGUUCACCAGGAUGGCAAACCCCGGUACAGCUACGCCACCCUCAUCACCUAUGCCAUCAACUCCUCUCCAGCCAAGAAGAUGACCCUCAGUGAGAUUUACCGCUGGAUCUGUGACAACUUCCCCUAUUACAAGAAUGCAGGCAUUGGUUGGAAGAAUUCAAUUCGGCACAACCUUUCUCUCAACAAGUGUUUCCGGAAGGUGCCCAGACCACGGGAUGACCCUGGAAAGGGCUCUUAUUGGACAAUUGAUACCUGCCCUGACAUCUCCCGGAAGAGACGACACCCUCCAGAUGAUGAUCUGUCCCAGGAUUCGCCAGAACAGGAGGCCAGCAAGAGUCCACGGGGAGGGGUUCCAGGGAGUGGAGAAGCCUCACUGCCUCCUGAGGGGAAUCCUCAGAUGCCACUCCAGAGCCCCACAUCGAUUGCCAGCUACAGCCAGGGCACAGGGUCUGUGGAUGGCGGAGCGGUGGCAACAGCGGGUCCAGGUCGAGAGAGCACCGAGGGGCCCCCUCCCCUCUACAAUACCAACCAUGACUUCAAAUUCUCCUACUCAGAGAUCAAUUUUCAGGAUCUAAGCUGGUCCUUCCGCAACCUCUACAAGUCCAUGCUGGAGAAGUCCUCCUCGUCUCAGCACGGCUUCUCGUCUCUCCUGGGGGACCUGCCGCCCUCCAACAACUACUACGUGUACCAGCAGCAGCCGCCGCCCCCGCCGCCGCAGUCACAGCCGCAGGCACCCGCCCAGGGCACCUCUGCCGUCGGCGGAGCGCCGCCACUGCACACCCCCAGCCCCGACGGCUGCACCCCACCCGGGGGGAAGCCAGCGGGGUCCGAGGGCUACGGGCCGCCCCCGGUGAUGGCCAUGCACCCGCCCCCACUGCAGCACGGAGGCUACCACGCCCACCAGCACCACCCCCAUUCCCACCCCGCCCAGCAGCCGCCGCCCCAGCAGCAGGCACCGGGCCAGGCACCCAUCAACAGCUCUGGCUUUGCCUUUCCUCCAGACUGGUGCUCCAACAUCGAUUCCUUAAAGGAAAGCUUUAAGAUGGUGAACCGGCUCAACUGGUCCAGCAUUGAGCAGUCACAGUUCUCAGAGCUGAUGGAGAGCUUGCGGCAGGCAGAGCAGAAGAACUGGAGCCUGGACCAGCAUCACAUCGCCAAUCUGUGUGACUCCCUCAACCACUUCCUCACUCAGACUGGUCACGUGCCCCCCCAGGGGGGCUCCCACCGGCCACCCGCCCCCACCCGCAUCGCGGACUCCUGUGCCCUCACCAGUGGCAAGCAGGAGCCGGCCAUGAACCAAGCAGUGAACUCUUACGUGCACCCUCAAGCCCCCCAUCUCUACCCCGGCCCAUCACCAAUGUACCCACUCCCCACCCAGGACUCAGCAGGAUACAGUCGCCCAGCACACCACAUGGUCCCUCGGCCACCGGUCCCACCUCCUGGGGCCAGUGAGGAGAUCCCAGAUGACUUCGAUUGGGACUUGAUUACCUAGUGCAUUCGAGAGCCUGGCCAUCAGCCCAGGGCUGGGUGGUGACACAGGGCAGUGGGGGAAGCCCAGCCCCCGCCCACCCUUCCGCCCUUGCCUGUAUAUAGAUAUAUAUCCUUUUUUUUUCUUUCUCUGCCAGAGAAGCCACCGCAAGAUGCUGCCGAAGAUAACCCCCUCUUUCCUGCCUCAUUCUUCCUCUUCCUUUUUUUUUUUCCUAAUUCUUUUAUUAUUAUUCUUAUUAUAUUAUUAUUAUUAUUAUUGGUUAUAUGCUGUCUCCAGUCUCCUGUCCCCACACCAUGGUCCAUGUCCACCUCUUGCCUAAUUUAAAGUCAUCUGGCUGGAAGAUGAGGCCAUGAGAGCCACAGUGAAAGGUCUCAAACUUUGAUUUACCUUUCUCUUUGGGCAAUUCAGUGCUAAUCCCACCUUUCAGCCCUACGUUGUUUUCUGUGGAUAUCAGUUCAAUCCAGGGCUGAAGAGGCCACAUCAUCAAGUAGAAGGGAUUUAAAAUGCUGCUUGGCAGCCAUGAAUUUGCAGGUUUUACUCAAUGGUGCUAAUUUUGUCCUCUGAGCUCUUCCUUGUCCCUUUAUAUCUCCAGUCUUACUUCUGCUGGUCCUUAUUCCCCAUCAAGGGUAAGAGUGAUGGUGGUGGAGAUAAAAUCCUAGUGGAAUAAGAGGUCUGGGUUGGGUAGAGUAGAACGCUGUAGAGGGGUGAUGGAAUACAAAACAGUCAGAAAUUGGGUGUCUUCCACUCUUGUCAAAUAAACUGCCAUUGACUUAUUCCUGGCCUGUUCUCUAUAGGAUAUAGAGUCAGUCCUAGCCAGAACUCUGCUUCUCUUCAGGGCAUCCCAGGUGGUGUGAGGUGGUAAAGAACCCGCCCGCCAAGACAGGAGAUGGGAGUUCCAUCCCUGGGCUGGGAAGAUCCCCUGGAGGAGGGCAUGGCAACCCACUCCAGUCUUCUUGCCUGGAGAAUCACAUGGACAUUGGAGCCUGGUGGGCUACAGUCCAUGGGGUUGCAGAGUUGGACAUAACUGAAGCAACUUAGCAUGGACCUGCUGCUUCUCUGGUGGAAAUGAGGACAACCCUUCAGCAUAGGGUCAGCUUUUUGGAGAGGGUUUCUAUUGAACCAUUCUGUCUUUUUAAACAUCAUGUUCUCUAGAAAUUAACUGUGGCUUUUAUUUGCAUUUACUAGUUAUCCUUUCAUCCCCUUAUCUCAUUUGGCAAAUAUUAUUUCAUCCUCCUUCAGUUGUCUGCCCAACUGUUCUACCCAUCAAAUUUUCUUCUCCCGUUUUCUGGGAUUCUCAAGAAUGAAGAGUAACCCAUGAUUCCGUUUAGUCUCACCAUGUCCUCAGGCAAGACUGGAAUCUGUUUCCCACGGUGCAAAGUAGAACCAAACCUACAGUACUGGUGACAGGAGGGUGAGAGAGGAAAGGGGAACUGGUAUAGACAUGCAUAAGGGAUAUUUCAGUUAUUUAACUACGUAGGCAAAUGCUUCUCUUGGAAUCCAGAUCACUGGGGCUGAAGCUUCUGCAAUCAGGUUUUUUGAGGGAUUAAGGAACUUGGGAGAGGGUAAUAAAUAACCAAAAACAAAGAGCUCCAUGAGGGCCAAGGAAGGACCUCCUCCCCACCCUCCUGCCCCUGGAAAAGGUACAGGGAAAACUUACCUCCUUUAUCAAGGAGUGGCCAUGGUUUAUGGCUGCAAAGUACUUAGCAUAUAUUGGAUAUUAAUUGUUGAAUUCUAGUUCUGAGAAGGAAGAACAGUUUUAUUUCCAUUUUUAUUUUACCAAAUGGUCACUUUCUCAAAGCUGUAGGACAAAAUGUGCGGAAUGGACAAGGCCACUGUCUCUGUGAUUUCUGGUUUUUGUUCCUGUCCUUUUAUUUACCCAUGCUUUCCGCUCUCCUGCUUUCCCCCUCAUCCUCCCCUUCCUUUCUUCGUAAAGGGUUCUCUAUUGAGAGUUUGUUGACUAAGUCCAGUGAGGCUGAAGUCGGGGGGCAAGAAAGAGCAGUUAACUAAACAGCACUUUAUUUCUUCGAAGUUCUUAGUAAGACGUGGGGGUGUGAGUGGCUUGAACCCCCUGUUGUGUUGGAGGGCAGUUUGUGGGGUUGAAGUAUGGCAUACGAUUUCCCGUUGGGGAAAGGAGAAUUUCUCUUCCAGGGUGGUGACAUGCCUUAGCCCAGUGUCCCCAUCUGAGGCGUGUCUUCCUUAUCCUUCCAGUCAGGGUGCCUCCUACACACAGUGUCCCAUCUGUUCUUCCUAAGAUUUCCUCUCUUAUAAAUCAUCACAUUUCUCAACCCCUCUUCUACCCAGAUCCGCACAAGAUUUGCCAGGGUAGACUAAAUCAGACAUGGAUAUGUCUCCUGUGUAUAGUUUAUCUGUGUCUUCUGAAAACGAGAACUCUGGUGGGCAGCCAGUCACUGAAGUUUGGGGCUUGGGCUGGAGAUGGGCCGUUAGGCCUUUGGGGCCUUUAGCCCCGCUCUCCACUAAAACCAGCCUCGCUAAACGGCACAGGACAAACCCAACUCUCUUUGGGCCUCAGUUUCCCCUCCCCUCCCUGAAAGGGAAAGAAUACUCCUUUUUCUUGUCGAUCCAGCAUUGCCAGCCUUGAAAGUUUAGUCAUUGUUGUUGUCUUGGGUGACAUGUGCAAAACUGCAGGAGCUCACUGCCAAAAGAGGAAAUAGAGGAGAGCGUGGGGGAGAGGGACAGAAGGAGCAAUUCUUUGGUAUCCACCCGUCCCUGCCUUUCUGUCUUCAACCCCCAUGUUUCUGGUGGGGUGAGUCCUUCAUACCACCCAUAAUGCUUUGCAUUGGCGCAGGCUGGGAAGGGGGGGUGUAUGGGCUCACAAGUUGUUGUUGUUGUUUUUUGCAUGCUUUCUUAAUAAAAAAACCAAAAAACAAAAAGAAUGUU
Messenger RNA from Cervus elaphus (red deer), 5677 nucleotides. It is a transcript of the gene FOXJ2, whose product is annotated as forkhead box J2. The coding region runs from base 1112 to 2782 and encodes 556 amino acids. NCBI's taxonomy places the organism in Eukaryota, Metazoa, Chordata, Mammalia, Artiodactyla, Cervidae. The transcript has 11 exons. The record is from RefSeq and is a predicted model, not a curated record. Gene Ontology annotation, cellular component: nucleus. Gene Ontology annotation, molecular function: RNA polymerase II cis-regulatory region sequence-specific DNA binding; DNA-binding transcription factor activity, RNA polymerase II-specific. Gene Ontology annotation, biological process: regulation of transcription by RNA polymerase II.